AUGUCCUCAACUGCACUCAGCUUUGCCUCAUCCGUGCCACCUGUUGGUACGGAACUGCCUUGGUGCAGAAUUUCGCCUGAUGGCAGAUUACGCUCCUCCAGAGGAUCGAGCGACGAUAGUGAAGAAUUACGUGGUGACAGCUGGGUCGUCGAAGACCUUCGGGCCGGAGGCCCAACACUUGCCCCUGUACCUUCCACUACCAUACCAUUCCCGCCUGGAAGCCCGUAUAUGUGCAUGUUGGAUGCCCGUAAAGAGUUGAGCAAAAGCAUCCAAGCCAUCCUCCAGCAGUCAGGAGUUACCGCGGCGACAUUUACACUCUGUUACCGCCGAUGUGUACUCUUUCUGAACGAUCAUCUCGUACCGACGCUUCUAGUUGUUGCAGAGAAGAAGUCUCCCGACGAAGAUUGGCUUUCCGUUAGCCGAGAGAUAUACCAGCUUCUCGAAGCAAAUGGUCUAUCCCAGUUCAAUGUUGAGAUCUGCGAUGAACGAGUCCAUAUACAGAAGAAUUCGUCUCCUGUUCCAUCCUCUGACCCAAUUUACCCUCUAUGGGACGACGUCCUUGAGCAGAUCUUAAAUAGCAUCGACUGCAGCUUUGUUCUAGCCAUAGAGUGUUUCCGCUACGGCGCGAACCUCGACGGAGAUAAAAAUCCCCCCACUGUCAUUGUCACGGUCGCUCGUUCUUCGCGGGGCCCAUGGAAGGAUACCAGAGAAGCUAUAGUAUCGAUUCUCAAUCGAUAUAACCUCCACCAUGUCGCUGAUUUACCAGAUAAUGCGUGGAAUAACCAGAUGCAAGUCGGACUAAGUCUCGGAAUAUACCAAUCUCGGCACUCUUCCUUUACAUUUGGAGGCUGGAUCGAGAUCAAACAAGAAGAGGGGUCAGCUUGGAAGAGGCUUGGUUUAACCUGCUACCAUUCCGUACAUCCAGAUAUAAGUACCGCCUCUAUGGAUGACCGAAGUAUCUACAUACAAAGCCCUAUUGGUAAAAGGAUCAAUCUAGAACAGCCUUCAUUGAAAGACACGGAAUCAGUCCUUAAAGAUAUGAAGGAGGAGCUAGGCCAGAAGCCACCUGCCUGUUUUACAACUAUCAAAGAGACUAUCGAAAAAGGUGGAGAUGUGAGCCCAAGGUCGCGCACGCUUUAUGACGAGAUAAUUGCACAAGCCGCUGAGAUAUCCGAUAAUAUGGCGAGGAUAGAGUAUUUUCAUAGAUCAUCUUCGCCUUGGCAGCCAUACGACGACCUACUUCAUUCCCACCUUCCAAUAAACCCCAGCAUGGGACACUUCGUGGCUAGGGAAACGGAUAUAUCAAUUUACAGCCCUUCUUAUGCUGGCCACGUAUACACGGCAUCUGGAUAUCGCCAUAUGGUAUCAUCGAUCCGUGAAGAGAAGCGACGUGCUGACUGGGCUUUGAUCGAACUCUUGACAUAUGGAAGUAUAGGUCGCUACACUAACAACCUGGACCUGCAGCCCUUCCCAGGUAUCCCUGAAGAGAAUACACAAGUCUAUAAGUUAGGGCGGUCCACCCGAAGGACAAAAGGAAACUUCUCUGGUCUUACGAGUGCCCUUCUAGACACGCCCGAUAAUAGAGGCGGUGCGCCAGAGGUGAAAUCCCUCGAGUACGCUGUGACCGGGCCGUCUGGCUGGCUCUUCUCAGGCCCGGGAGACUCGGGUGCCUUGGUCUUUGAUAAGUAUGCUAAUUGUAUUGGAAUGGUUAUUUCCUGGAAUACAAUUUCAAAGGUCUCCUAUGUGACACUCUUGCCUGACCUUUUUGACGAUAUCAGGCAAGUUACCGGAGCAGUCGAUGUCCGCAUUGCAGAAUAG
This is a messenger RNA of Trichophyton benhamiae CBS 112371, 1818 nucleotides long. RefSeq lists its product as uncharacterized. The record is from RefSeq and is a predicted model, not a curated record. The coding region runs from base 1 to 1818 and encodes 605 amino acids. NCBI's taxonomy places the organism in Eukaryota, Fungi, Ascomycota, Eurotiomycetes, Onygenales, Arthrodermataceae. The transcript has 3 exons.